AUGGGUGAGUGUUCAUCACCUGAAGUCGAUAAUGAGAGUGAUAACGAUGAAGUUGAUAAAGAUAGUGAUGACGGUGAUUAUCGUAAUAACGUUGAAAGUGAUGAUGAGAUCGAUACGAUUAGGUAUGCACCGAGAUCAAACUACCCGGGAUCGGGAAAUCCUGGGGCCGAACUACCCGGACCCGGGAAUCCCGGGUUCGGUCAUUCUGAUAACUUCCAUAAAGAUACCUUAGUGAUGAAGAAUACAAUUCAUUUUUUUGGCCCCAGGGAUCGAAAAAAGUUUUUAUUUUUUAUUUUGUUUUUUUAUAUGCAGUUUGUUGGAUCUCAUUGCGCUGAUCACGAAUGUCAUGUUUAUUUUGAGUUUUCAUCAAAUAUUGUCAUGGUUAUCUCAAACAUCAUCGUAUUUGAACGUUCAUCAUUUUUUGUCAAAAAUAAUAUGAUUUUCAAUUAAUUGGUGCGUCAGAAAUUUUGUUUUCACAUAUUUCAAUUAGCGCGUUUCCAUUCGACAUUUAAUCUCUAUCUGAAUUUGAAAGAAAUUCAAGCAAAAAGUGAAUUCUUCUGAUCAAUAUCGCCUGAAUACCAUGACCAAUUCGGGUACAUGCACUAACAGUUUUUGAUUGCUAAUCAUAUUGAGACCUCUGGUUCGCAAAGUUUCACGCUGAAAAUAGGCUUAACCGAAAGAGCAGAUAAAACUACGUAUAUGGUGAAAUUAUCGAAGAGGAUGGAGACUUUUUCGUGAAGAUAUUGGAGCAUGCUUGACAUAUUAAGAGUUGAAUAGGGUCUUUUUAUUAUACGAAGUUAGAUAAAUUGUAUUGCUAAUAUUUCAUGAAAAUAUACUUUAUCUUCGUAGUAUUUUAUUUUAUUUAUUUACAAUUAAGACGUUUCGAUCGCCAUGUGCAAUCUUC
Didymodactylos carnosus is the source of this 904-nucleotide messenger RNA. Lineage: Eukaryota; Metazoa; Rotifera; Eurotatoria; Philodinida; Philodinidae. The record is from the annotation of a GenBank genome assembly.